Messenger RNA from Leptidea sinapis, 4397 nucleotides. RefSeq lists its product as uncharacterized. Lineage: Eukaryota; Metazoa; Arthropoda; Insecta; Lepidoptera; Pieridae. The record is from RefSeq and is a predicted model, not a curated record. The transcript is spliced from 6 exons. Gene Ontology annotation, biological process: tRNA methylation. The coding region runs from base 26 to 4345 and encodes 1439 amino acids. Gene Ontology annotation, cellular component: cytosol.
GAACUUCUAGUUGCAAAUAGAAAUAAUGGAUCACAUUAUUCUUAAAAUAAAUGUAAAUACUUCAAGUCUCACUUCACAAGCAAUUCAGGAUGUCUUCAAUCUUAUAAGAAAAAACAUCCUUAAUGAAUCAUCUGAAGAUAUGGAUCCAGCUAUGGAACUCCUCUGGAAACAUAUAAACACAUUGCUGCCUCAUUAUAAUGAUCAGUUAUUAUGUUCCAUAUGCUUUUAUACUUUAAUGACUGAUAAAAAUGAAGAGGCUUAUUUAUUAAAAAUUUUGGAAAUUUUGAAUAAAAUGAUGUUGUUAGAGAAGAGCAACAAAGAGGAUGUACAUCAGACAUCUGUGGGUGUCUCAUUAAUGUACGGAUUGCUCCAAUCAUCAUAUCUCAAUAGGACACCUUCACACCAAAUGCUUGUUCAAAAUUGUAUAGAUUUAACAUUCAAGUUGUUAACACUACUUGCUUAUAAGUAUACACAAUUUACCUUUCUAGUUUUCAAGAUAUUGUCAACAUUUAAGAAAUUAAAAAAUACAGUACUUCACAAACAUAUAUUCACCCAGGAUAACCAAGUCACAUUGCUAAAUUUAGUGAACCAUAACUGGGAAAAUCCUAUAACUGGAGUGAGGCUCAUGAAUAAGGGAGUAUUCCAGUUAUUAAUAAGUGUUAUACAUGAAGAUAUUUAUGUUUUAAUGUUGAAGGAAAUAAAUAAAUUUUAUUGGAACAAAGCUAAAUAUUUAAUGUUAUCUGAAAUAAUAGAGCAAAGGCAAGAUUACUUACAAACAUUUUUGAAAGAAAAUAAUAUUAAUGAGGGUCUCAUUCAUAGUUUGUUUAAACCAGGACUAGUUUCUGCAGGUUCAGAUAUGUACUAUGCAGUUUUAAGGAAAAUUAAGUCAGCUGAAGAAUGGGCAACCAUUUUUCUGGAAGAUGUGAUGAAAAUUUUUGUGGGACCCAAGCAAAAAGCAAUUGAAAACUUUUGUAACUAUUGGUUAUUGCAUACACUGAAAAUUUUCCCAUCCGUCAUGGAUAUAAUUUUAGAUGAACUCAAGAGUAAAAAUUAUUGUGAGUCAAAACUAUUAAGUUGUUUGUGUGUCAUGAAACAAGUAUGUAAAGAGGGUCUACUGAAAAUAAAAUUGCAAGACUAUGAAGAUAAUAUACUAGUAAAUUACAUAUUAACAGGAUUGAAACAUAACAAUGCAUAUAUUAGAAUGUUAGCAUUUGAGAUUUUAUGUGUCUCAAAUAGCAAACCACUGCCUCGAAGUGAGGCAUAUAAACUGGUAUUAGAAUUCAUCCACUUCAAUAUUAACUCUGAUUGCACUGUUUUGCGGACAAGUAUGAUAAAUUGUAUAGCCAACUUUCUUAAUCAUCUUAACAAUACUUAUGUCACAAACACAAAAAUAAAUGUCAAUGAUUACAAAAAUCUUCAAGACUUUUGUAUUGAACUUCAACAACUAAUAAAAUCAUCACUAAAUGUUAAUGGAAAUUAUCAGAGAAAGAUAACAACAGUAACAAUAAUUAAUGUUUUGAAUAAAAAUCUUAUGAAUAAUGUACGUACAAUAAAAGAGAGGAAACUUUCAUUAGGAGAAAAGCUGAAAAGCGAAAUGGCUUGGAUGUUAUCUGAUAAAGAUGUUAUUUUAAUGUUAAUAAGCUUGUUGAAAGAUCCUGCAGAAGAUAUACGAAAAACGGCCGUAAAUGUAUUGUUAACUUACAACGUGAGAGAAAUAAUAGAAAUGGACAUGAUUAAUAUAUUGUUGAAUGAUGCAGUUAAAUGUUUAAGAAGUAAAUUCUUCUAUGAAAUUGACUGUGGUCGAUGUAUUUUUAAUUUAAUAAUUAACAUAAUGCUCACAAAUGACCUAGCAGUUUCAUUUGAUGGCUUAGAGUCUCCAUUUCAAGGUAUCCAAGAUGUUUUUAAGUUUUGGUAUAACGAACUGACUUCAGAGUUCCAAAUGAAAAGAAACAUUGUCGAUUCUGUUGAGAAUGGAAAACAGUUACAUUCUAUACUUAGUGUUAUAUAUGUCAUCUUUGAUUCUUGCUCUACAUCCAAACAUAAACUUGAAAUUCCUGAGCACACUAUGAUGAGUCUACUUACUAUUUUGGAUGAUGUAUCAAAUCAGUUUCAAUGGAAAGAAGAGGCAAAUGUGAGCUCAGAUUUUUCAGAAAUGAGUGACAUGGUGCAGAGUCUGAUACAGGCAUCUAGUGUGUAUUCCAAUGUAGCUGAUGAAACUCACACUUCUGGACUGCAUCAAGCUGUUUUAAACUGCUUAUGGCUGAAUGUUAAGGUAUCCUGUGAAUUGUUAUCAUUAAUAUUAAUACAAAAUCUAGAUGAUGUACAAAUUUGUGAGAAAUGUUUGAAUACUAUAAGUCGUGUCUUAGAGACGUGCCGACAUAAAGGAGCUAUUGAAGCAGCCGGAACUGAAUUAGGAUUAUGUAUAAGGAAUCUCACAAUGUUCCCAAACGAAGCAACUUCCCACUUACCGUCUGUCUUUCUUGAGAGGAAACUAAAUGAACUGAUAUGUGAAUCAAAUAGAAUGGCAUCAGUUACCAGAAGAGGUGCAGGUCUAUCGAUAUUAGUCCAUAAAAUUGUUUCACAAGACAACAGGAAAGGAAAGCCUCUUUUCCAUCAUUUUAUUAAAACAUUGCUGUCUACAUGUGAGAAUCUAAAUAAUAUUAAUGAGCCAUCAAAUUUAGAUGAGAAAGACCUGCCAAAAGCUAUCUAUAUCCAUUUUUUGGCGAAAAUUGUAAUUGAUAGUAGUCUCUCUACAGAAGUGAUGUACUAUUCAGCCAAGUUAGCUGAACUUGCAUUUGGCAACUUGACCAGCCCACACUGGCAAAUCAGAAAUGCAGCUUUACAACUGUAUGGAGCUUUAGUACCUAAAAUAAUUGGGCAAAAAAAGGCUUCCGGCUCAGAUGAUGAAAGCAUAGCUACGGUGGCAUGUGAUGAAUUUAGAACACACCUGCCCAGCUUAUGGAAGAUGAUUUUGAUAAAAUUAAAAAAUACUGAUUUUAUUGAUAUGAUACAAGGCCAUUCCAAUUUGGUUCCAAUUUUAAACAUUAUAGCAAAUAUGGCUAGGAGAUACAACUUUGAAUAUGACUUGAAGGAACAAACUGCUUGUGAUAAAGAACUGUUUACAGUAUUUAUUAGGUUAUUAGAUAGCCCAAUUUAUACUGUAAGAAGAUUAGUGGCGCGAUGUAUACUAAAUAUUUACUCAGAUGACAUUAUACACCAUUUUCUUCUACACCAUGAAAUAACUUCGGAAAAUUUACUUCAUGGUGUUUUACUGUUAAUGAGCAAUUACUUCAACCAGAACAAGAGUAGCAAUCUCUUUGACAAGAUUAAUUUAAGAGAAAAGUUUGCAAGCAUAAUAUCAAUAAGAAAACAUUCAUAUAUUUGUAAGGGUCUCAUUGAAGAUGUGUUUGGUCAUGAUGGUGAUGAAAAGAAUAUGUUGGCAGACACAUUUAAGACAAUUCAAAUGUAUACCAAUGCUCCAGGCAUAUAUCUAUGGUCCAACAGAAGAGUCAAAGUGUAUAUAGAAAAUGCAACAUGGCUUGAGGUUCUUGAUAAUAUAGUAAUAUUAUCAGCAUUUAAUGAAUUUGAACAACACAUUUAUCUGCUUUGUAAAAAAAUGGAAGAUUGUGUUAUCCCAGAACAUAUCUUGCAAAAGAUUGUACAAAAUUUAAUUGAUGAUUUUAGUGAUGUUAAAGACAACUCUAACUUUUGGAAGUUUUUAUACCAAGCAUCUAAACGAGUUGAUCUCAGUUUCCUUCUCCAAACUCCACUUUUUAGAAGCUUAGCAGAUUGUAAUGAAUUCACUUACAAAAGAAGAUAUUGUCUUCCACUAGUUACAAGACUUCAAUCAAGGUCUUUGAAUGAUAAAAUUUCACAAAAAAAUAUAUCUUUUAUGAUAAAACAAUUAUCAGAUCCAAGUUAUGACACGGCUAUUAGACAUAAGGCUGCUGUAGCUAAUAACGAACUUGCUCCUGUGUUACAAAACUUACAAGAAGAUGUGAAAAUAAAUGCCAUUAUCACUGCAAUUAUUCUGUUGUCAGAUGAAGAUGAAGACAUAAGAAAUGUUGCCACUGAGUUUUGCAAAUUAAUACUACACCAAACAGAAAAUAUUCAUCCAUUUAUCUGCCUCAAUUUAAUUCUUAGUAAAUCAUUUAUUGAAACGGUUUUGAAUAAUCCAAGUAAAAGUGUAAAAAUCAUUGCACAAGGUAUAACACAUUUUAUGGAAUCAUUAAGUUCUCCCAAAAAGGAUGAAUAUAAUCCAUUUGCAAAUGAUUCUAAAAAUAUUUACUUUGAAGUUAAUUUAGUUAGUCAGUUAUUGGAUAGCCUAAUGAAAUAUUUUACAUGAAUAACAAUGUAAGAAAUGUAUUAUAUUAUAUAUAAUAUACAAUUUUUUUAAA